AUGGCUUCAUAUCAUCGUGUUCUCCGCACUUUUGGUCGAACAAUUGAUGAUAACACCCUGGAAUGUGACUAUGACAUCCAUCCGUGGGAUAUUCUCAUUGAUAACCAACGAUGGCCCGGCAAGAUACGACUCGUUGGGUACAUUGACGUCUUCUUCUUGAUGUGCUACUCAGGCGAGUCUCGUUUUGAGCAUGGGAUUAUAAUAUACAAGGACGAUGAAAUUAUUCGCCAGCUAUUGAAGAGAGCUGGAUUGAGACCAGAAGAUAAGCCUAUCCAGCUUGAAUGCAUCAAUGACAAAGAAGAGAAAGAAGCUCUACGAAAAUAUUAUUCAUUGAGUACCGAAAAGGAUGGCAGUAAGCAUACGAUUGUCAGCUUAGGCCACCCCAUCAAUCUAUCAACAAAAUAUCCAAAGUCAAAGCUCAAAAAAUACACCAUCAUCUUGCACAAAGGACACACGCCAGCCAUGCAAAAGGAGAUAUUGCGUGGAGUGAUGCAGCACGGCGUUGCGAGAUUACUUACAGACGCUCUCAAGCUUGGUGUUGUCUCAACAGCUGAACUGAUCAGCAAGGUCAAGGAAACCAUCCUCAGCGGAUCUAGCUUGGACGCUGUGACAACCAGGUCUAUGAACGCUCUGACAUCUACGAACCCGCAUAAUAUUUCCUUGUCGGGCGACAAACUCUAG
Messenger RNA from Trichoderma aggressivum f. europaeum, 681 nucleotides. RefSeq lists its product as uncharacterized. The record is from RefSeq and is a predicted model, not a curated record. NCBI's taxonomy places the organism in Eukaryota, Fungi, Ascomycota, Sordariomycetes, Hypocreales, Hypocreaceae. Bases 1 to 681 code for a protein of 226 amino acids. The transcript is spliced from 5 exons.